Messenger RNA from Etheostoma cragini (Arkansas darter), 2608 nucleotides. RefSeq names its product CCR4-NOT transcription complex, subunit 6-like (gene cnot6l). Gene Ontology annotation, biological process: nuclear-transcribed mRNA poly(A) tail shortening. The transcript is spliced from 12 exons. The record is from RefSeq and is a predicted model, not a curated record. NCBI's taxonomy places the organism in Eukaryota, Metazoa, Chordata, Actinopteri, Perciformes, Percidae. Gene Ontology annotation, molecular function: poly(A)-specific ribonuclease activity; protein binding. Bases 138 to 1799 code for a protein of 553 amino acids. Gene Ontology annotation, cellular component: CCR4-NOT complex; cytoplasm; nucleus.
GAAGCCGCGUUUGUUGUUCUUCCUUCUGUUUCCGAGACGUUCAGGGUCUAAACGGGUUCAACAGCCGUGUCUGCAUGUCUCUACCAAUUUCCCUCUAUAAAUCGUCUUCUACUGCUCCCGAAUGAAGAUUAACAGGUAUGCCAAAGGAAAAAUAUGAUCCUCCUGAUCCCCGCAGAUGUUACACCAUCAUGCCAGCGGAGGAGGCGGCCAACGGGAAGAAGUCUUACUGGGCCGAGCUUGAGAUUUCUGGACGGGUGAGGAGCCUGAGCAGCUCGUUAUGGACACUCACCCACCUGACGGCGCUGCACAUCAAUGACAACAACCUGAGCCGCAUCCCACCGGACAUCGCCAAGCUGCCCAACCUGGUCUUCCUAAACCUUUCCUCCAAUAAGCUCCGCAGCCUGCCCGCCGAACUGGGCAAUAUGGUCUCUCUCAGGGAAUUGCUUUUAAACAAUAAUCUUUUACGAGUUCUGCCUUAUGAACUUGGGAGGCUUUUCCAGUUACAAACCUUGGGGCUAAAAGGAAACCCUUUGUCCCAAGACAUCCUCAAUCUGUACCAGGAGUCGGACGGAACCAGAAAGCUUUUGAACUACAUGCUUGACAAUCUAGCAGUGCACCCAGAGCAGCUCCCCCAAAGACCUUGGAUCACUCUGAAAGAGCGAGACCAAAUGACUCCCACGGCCGUGUUCACUGUUAUGUGCUACAACGUGCUGUGCGACAAGUACGCCACGCGGCAGCUGUACGGCUACUGUCCAUCCUGGGCCCUAAACUGGGAGUACCGCAAGAAAGGCAUCAUGGAGGAAAUCACCAGCUGUGACGCUGACAUUAUCAGCCUGCAGGAGGUGGAGACUGAGCAGUACUACACUAUGUUUCUGGAAACGCUGAAGGAGCGCGGCUACGACGGCUACUUCUGCCCAAAGUCUCGUGCCAAACUUGUUUCUGAACAGGAGAGGAAACACGUGGACGGCUGCGCUGUGUUCUUCAAGACUGAAAAGUUUACUUUGGUCCAGAAACACACUGUGGAGUUUAACCAGGUGGCCAUGGCCAACUCUGAGGGCUCAGAGGUCAUGCUGAACAGAGUGAUGACCAAAGACAACAUUGGGGUGGUCGUUCUGCUCGAGGUCAACAAGGACAUGUUCUCUGAUGGCAUGAAGCCCCCACAGGAGAGGCAGCUGAUCCUGGUGGCCAACGCCCACAUGCAUUGGGACCCCGAGUACUCGGACGUCAAGUUGAUCCAAACUAUGAUGUUCCUGUCUGAGCUGAAGAGCAUUGCAGAGAGGGCCUCGGGCUCCAUGGCGACCGGUUCGCCAACCUCCAACCCGUCCUCCAUCCCCAUCGUCCUUUGUGCUGACCUCAACUCGCUGCCCGACUCCGGUGUAGUGGAAUACCUGAGCAAUGGAGGAGUGGCUGAGAAUCACAAGGACUUCAAGGAGCUACGCUACAAUGAAUGUCUGACCAACUUCAGCUGCAACGGCAAGAACGGCAACUCAGAUGGAAGCAUCACACACAGCUUCCAGCUGAAGAGCGCCUACGACAGCAAUCUGAUGCCUUACACCAACUACACAUAUGACUUUAAGGGCGUUAUCGACUACAUCUUCUUCUCCAAGACCCACAUGAGUGUCCUGGGCCUGAUGGGACCGCUGGACAGCCAGUGGCUCAUCGACAACAACAUCACUGGCUGCCCCCACCCCCACAUCCCCUCGGACCACUUCUCCCUACUCGCCCAGCUGGAGCUUCACCCUCCCGUGCCCCACCCGCUCAAACCCCUCAACGGACUGCACCUGCCCGUCCACAGGUAGUGCAGCCGGAGAGAGCCCCACCAACCCCUUCCUGCCUCACCUUAAAAACACUGUCACCCAUCCCCCCCCAGCUUUAUACAGGACCCUGUACAGUUUACUGGUCAUGUUAAAACUCUGACACCAUCCAACCCUGAGACACACCUUCACAAAAGGAGUGAAGUAUUUGCCCGUUUGUUGCUCCUCUUUGUGUUUUUGCACACUGUAAAUGUUUGUUUUAUUAAAUCCCCCCUCCCCCCCCUUGAAAAGGCUUAAUACCAAAUGUUGGGCUUGGGACGAAGUUGCGAUGGUAACCCCCAAUGUCAAUUGUUUUAUUUGCCUUAGAUCAUAACUGCUUGUAGAUUCUGCUCCUACAACAACAAACCUUAACUAUUAUCUUUUUAAAGAAAAAACACACAAAUCAGAUUAGUGGGAUUUUUUUUUUUCUCAUUUCACAUAGAUGUGAAAUUUUAGAGUGAAAACACAACAAAAUAUUAUUGCUGCAACACAACAUGUAUGUUGUGUUAAAAUCCCAGUCGAUAGAACUGGAACCUUCUAUCACUCCUUACAAACAACUGAAACGUAGGAAUGUUUACGAGGAUGUGAAAGGUUUGUUUACAACAACAGGUCCAUAUUUUCAAUUCUGAUCAGCCAAGAUAGACCAAAAUAAAAUAAAAUAGCUGCAUUUUUAAAGAUUAAAAAGUACAGAUUGGGCGUUUUUUUUAAAUAAUGUAACAACACUAAAUUGGUGUGUUUCUUAUGGGAACUAGAAUAUGAAAUCUUCUCUUGCCACAGCUGCUUGUAAAUCACAACAACACUGAUAAAAUCAAAGA